ACAAGAAAAGGUUAUUAAUCUAUACUAUACUAAAAGCAAGAUAUAGAGAGCAAAGAAGCUGUCCACAUCACUAAAAAUAUUCCUCCAAUCAGAACAUUUCAUUUGGACAUGUCAGAUGGGCUUCAGUCUAUUGAGUUACGUUUGGGCCUCAGGUGCAUAUGUUUUUUCGCUGGACUUUGUUUAGUAAAAUCCACAAAUAACAAUCGUUCUUCCUGCCAAAUUAUAUUAUUCUGGUCAUCUGCGGCCCAAUUAAGUAAAAAAACCCUAUCGAUUCUCUUUUUUUUUGACUCCAUCUUCUCUGUUUCUUCUUCAUUCAAUCUCUGUUACUGAACCUCAACUGUUAUCCAUGUUCUUCAAUACCCUCUUAAGGAAUUCCUUCCACCUCUUCUCGAAAAAACGAAAAAGAAAAUCCCUUUCCUCCACCUUAUGGCCAGAUGGUGAGUCAAAGGUCUUAAUCGCCGAGAGAGACGGUUUAGUCGGCGAGCUAAUGAAAUCAAUUAGAAGAGACUCCGAUUCGAGCUUAAUCAAAGCGACGCUAUUCUGCUUGAUCGCAAUCAGCUCACCGAGGCGCGUGAAACUCAAUCUAAUCCGAGAGAAGCUCAUCAAGGGUCUUACGAAGCUGUUAACGGAUCCAACGACGGCGAGCGUUUCGAUGACGGAGAAAUCUUUGAAGCUUCUCGAGGGUUUAGCAUCCACAAAGGAAGGCAGAUCGGAAAUCUGCGGAGGAGACGGCGAGUGUUUGAAGACGGUGGUUAAGAAGCUGAUGAAAGUAUCGACGGCGGCGACGGAGCACGCCGUGACGGUGCUUUGGAGCGUCUCUUAUCUUUCACGGAUCCAACGAGCGAGUGUUUCGGUGACGGAGAAAUCUUUGAAGCUUCUCAAGAGUUUAGCAUCCACAAAGGAAGGCAGAUCGGAAAUCUGCGGAGGAGACGGCGAGUGUUUGAAGACGGUGGUUAAGAAGCUGAUGAAAGUAUCGACAGCGCCGUGACGGUGCUUUGGAGCGUCUCUUAUAUUUUCAAAGAAGAGAAGGCGCUUGAAGCGGUUACGAGUACUAACGGCGUUACGAAGAUCCUGUUACUAUAUAUGAGUACUAGAACUAUAAAUUUUUUCUACUUGAUGCUUUUUACCGUUUUGAGUUCUUGGUUUUAAGAUUCAUAAAAUAACCGAAGGUUUGGUGCAGAAGGAUGUUUUAACCAUCUAGGCGUUUUGCAUGUUCAAGGUAUAAGUUUCAGUUAUGUGUAAAAAAUUGUAAUUUUCUUUUCAGCUGAAUGAUUGCAUAGAUAAUUGUAAUACUGUUCUAAGUUGUUAAUGUAGUGAUUUCAUGCUUUUUUUUGUUCAUUUCAUGCUCUCUUUACAGGGAUGAUGAUACUUGGAAAGCUUGGCUUAAUGUUGAUAACUCUAUGCUCCAGCUCCACAACUACUAUAUUCUAAUGCUGAAGUCACACAUUUAUAUCAUUAUGCUUACGAGUUGAGAGCUGCUCUUCACUUUCUCUAAGGUGAAAAAAAAAGGAUUGAUUGUGGAGCACCAAAAGUUUUAAUGUCUUUUAGUUUCCCAGAAAAUAAUUAACUAUGCAGCCAUUAAAAGUAGUAAUUUGGACUAAUCUUUGGAAACUAAAUAUAACAAUUUAUCUAACAGAAAAAAACAUUUGAAUAUUAAAGUUUCGAUUUUUGUCUAUUAAUGUUAGAACCAAUACAAAAUCACUGGCAAAAAAACAAGAAAAAUCAACUUGAUUAAAAUAUUAAUUCCAUGAAAAAUUUAAAGACAAUGGAAAUCAUGUAAAUAUUUCAACUAACAGAACAAGAUGAUGUCUUAAAAAUAAAAUUAAUAUCAAUAUAAUGUGUAUAUAAAUCAUUAUAAGAAGUAACUUGAAGGAGAUGAACAUUUUUUAGACACUAUAAAAAAUUAUAUCAUUUAAAAAAAACAAUCAUAGAACAAAAUGGAAAAUAACAAUAACUAAACAGUGAGUACAUAACUGAACAUAUAAAAAAGGACUAGAAAAACAUAUAAAUAGAAAAAAUAACUGAAGACAUAAAUAACUAACAAACUUAAUAUAAUUAAAACAUAUUGAAAAAAUGUCUGAGAACAUAUAAAUGGAAAAUACAUAUAACACAAGAACCAAACCAAAAAUGAAUGAACGUUUUUUAUCAUAGGUCCACAUUUGAACAACCAACUAUUUAAGAUGAAAUAUAUAUAUAUAUUCACAAAACUAUCGAACAUCAAAGAGCGAAAAAAUUAUUUUGGUACGAAACGUUAGUCUUAAAAUAUAUAAUGAUAAAAACCACAUUAACUAACUAUAUAUAAUAUAUUAUAAAUUAAUCAACACAAUGCAUGAAAAUUAAUACUCGCCAUAAGAUUUUUAACAAUAUUUUACUUUAACAAUUCCAUAAUAAAUAUUUGAAGCUUCAAAUGAUAAUUAACAAAAAAAAAACUAAAAUACAUAAACAUCA
This is a messenger RNA of Brassica napus (rape), 2448 nucleotides long. RefSeq names its product U-box domain-containing protein 27-like. The record is from RefSeq and is a predicted model, not a curated record. Gene Ontology annotation, molecular function: ubiquitin protein ligase activity. The coding region runs from base 347 to 988 and encodes 213 amino acids. NCBI's taxonomy places the organism in Eukaryota, Viridiplantae, Streptophyta, Magnoliopsida, Brassicales, Brassicaceae. The transcript has 2 exons.